GCACACUGUCCGCUAUUCCCAAAAAAAUUCCAUCCGCCCUCGACUCUGCCAAGCUUGAUUCUUUGAAGGUCACUUGAGAACAUCUUCAUUCACCACAACAGAAACAGAUCGCUUCAUCAUGUGGGCGACGCUUAUUUGCCUAAUUUGAAACCUCCUAUUUUUGUCGACUAGACUCCAAAACACAGGGUCAAUCUAUCGAUUGCAUAGCAAUAACGCACUUCUCGGGUCUCAUUCUCUUAUAAGCGGGUUCAUCAACACCGACACCGAACACUUCUAAAUGGCGCCCGAGGUCCAGAGCAAGAAGAGGAAGAUCGACGACGAGGGUGUACUCGUCAAGAAGGCAAAGAAGAAACAGAAGAAGCAGCGUGAGGAUGAGGCCGACCUGGAUGUCGAGGCUGGUCUGAACAAGGCGUUCGCUCGGAUGGACGGCCAGCUCCUGGCUGAUCAACUUGCUCAAAAGACGUCUCGUUUUGGCACAGAGCUCAGUCCCAUUGAGCUCUCAGAUCUUUACAUUUCGGCCAACGCCAUCAAAGACACCACUUCGUAUGAGAAGCCGAGAAAUCUCGAAAACCUACCAGAUUUCCUGGAGAAGUUUUCAGCCGAGCCCGAGAAGCUCAACAAUGCAUCCAAGACGUGUGGUGCCCCGCAUACACUAGUUGUCUCGGCUGCCGGUCUCCGAGCCGCUGAUACUGUCAGAGCACUCAGGACGUUCCAAAAGAAGGGCAACACAGUCGCCAAGCUGUUUGCCAAGCAUUUCAAGGUAGAAGAACAGGUCGCCUUUCUCCAAAAGAACCGCAGUGGCAUGGCGGUUGGCACGCCUCAGCGCCUGGUUGAUCUCAUCGAGAAUGGGGCGCUCGCUACUUCGCAUCUCAAAAGGAUAAUUGUUGAUGCUUCACAUAUUGACCAGAAGAAGCGGGGGAUUGUGGACAUGAGGGAGACUUUGAUGCCGCUUGUGAGGCUUCUGUCGAGGAAGGAGUUCAAGGACAAGUAUACGGAUCCCGACCACCCGAUCGAUCUCAUCUUUUACUAAGCUCGGAGGAGUUUGAGUGUAUUAAUUUGUCUGUUGGUAGAUAUCCAAGCGCUGGCCAAGUGCACAGUUUCCGCACUAAGUCCCACCAUCCAUGACUGCGGUUCUUAUUCUGGUGACUUGUACGUCUGGU
Molecule: messenger RNA, 1160 nt
Organism: Podospora bellae-mahoneyi
Lineage: Eukaryota; Fungi; Ascomycota; Sordariomycetes; Sordariales; Podosporaceae
Gene: cms1
Product: Protein cms1
Exons: 5
Coding region: 278-1030 (250 amino acids)
Cellular component (GO): nucleus; 90S preribosome
Source: RefSeq, a predicted model, not a curated record